Contarinia nasturtii (swede midge) is the source of this 1440-nucleotide messenger RNA. RefSeq names its product polycomb group RING finger protein 3 (gene l(3)73Ah). Lineage: Eukaryota; Metazoa; Arthropoda; Insecta; Diptera; Cecidomyiidae. The coding region runs from base 311 to 985 and encodes 224 amino acids. Gene Ontology annotation, cellular component: PRC1 complex. The record is from RefSeq and is a predicted model, not a curated record. The transcript is spliced from 4 exons. Gene Ontology annotation, biological process: regulation of transcription by RNA polymerase II.
AACUUUUAUUUUUCUAUCUUGAAUUCUUCUGUUUUUCCCAAUUUUUUUCGGAAAUUCACAUGUAUUGUGAUUCAGUCAAAUAUUUUACUUAUUUUAGUUACAAAUACAGUUUGAAAUAGAAUAUUUUCCACUUUAAUUUUGUGUAUGACGGCAACUUUUAUGUGCUAUUGCUGCUGUGAAAAAGAAAAGUGAAAAACACAUUUGUUGAAUUGCAAAUAAUAAUCGAGGUGGCCAAUUGCUUGUUUUGAAUUGACCAACAAACAAUUCACCGACCAAGAUUUAUUGCACUCAUAAUUUUAAUAAUCGAAUAAUGGAACGACGAAUAAAAUUACAUACGCUAAAUAAGCACAUCACUUGUGAAAUAUGCAGCGGCUACUUCAUUGAUGCAACUACAGUGACGGAGUGCUUGCACACAUUUUGUAAAAGUUGCCUGGUGAAACAUUUGGAGGAGAAUAAUACAUGUCCGAGAUGUGGGAAUGUAAUUCAUCAAUCGCAUCCGCUUCAGUACAUUAGUUUUGAUCGAACCAUGCAAGAUAUCGUUUAUAAAUUGGUACCAAAUUUACAAGGAGACGAAAUGAAACGUGAACGUGAAUUUUACAAGAGCCGCAAUUUACCGAAUCCAAAAGAUCAACCGCAAAACAUUGAAGAUGAUGCAUUUGAUCGAUUAAAUGAGAACACACACGUUGAAUCCGAUUAUCAUCGACAAGACGAGCAAGUCAAUGUUUGUCUCGAGUGCAUGAGCAACAAUUUAAGUGCAUUGAAACGACGUUUCUUACGGUGCAGCUCACAAGCAACAAUUACACAUCUCAAGAAAUUUGUUGCGAAAAAAGUUUUAAACGGGAUUGAAAGAUACAAAGAAGUGGACAUACUCUGCAACGAUGAACUAUUAGGCAAAGAUCAUACUCUUAAAUUCGUAUAUAUCACACGAUGGAGAUUUCGGGAUCCACCACUUCGAUUACAAUUUCGACCUCGGAUUGAGCUUUAAAACUUUGAUCAAUUGAUCACCCAUUUUUUUUUUUGAAAAUGAAUUCUAUCUAUGUUUUUAAAAUUGUAGCUGUACUAUAAUGUACAACCGGAAUUCCAACGAAUUUGUGUAAACAGAAUGAUAAUGGAAGGAUCCCUUCUUUACAUACAUCUGAUUUUAAGAUGAUUUAUCUAUAAAUCAAUAUAUUCGAUAAGAGAAUCACAAAGUUAAUAAAUGAAGAUAAAAAAAACGGGAUAUUGUAUAGUAAAAAAUGCGAACAAGCACGAGUGAAAAACUAUUCACACGAAAUUGUAUGUGAGUGUAUGAAAAUUGAAUGUAAAUGUGUAUUAAAAUUUUAUUUUAAAUCCAUUUAUCAAGAGGAUGAAAAACAAUUGAAAGAUUCAAAUCACUUUUAACUAGUGGUUUUAUUCAAUGUGAAAAUAUAUCUAUACUUUGAUUAUGUAUGAUACAAUUUA